AUGCUGCAUCUGCGGGAAGAUUCGUGCGGCUGCUACCGGUGGAUCGUCGAUGUAAUCUACGACGCGUGCGUCAAGAUGUGCAAAACUUUUGACAAGCAUUAUGAAAUCCUUAGCAAAAUUCUUGCUCUGAGUGGAUUUGGUUGGGACAAUGAGAAGAACGUACUGUCCAUUGAUAGUGAUGAUGUAUGGAACAGAUACGUGGAGGCUAAUGAAAAAGCAGCUAUUUACAAGAACAAAGUAGUGCACAAUUGGGAUGACAUCUGCACCAUAUACUCAAAAGAUCAUGCCACUGGUGAAGGUGCUAGGACAGGAGCUGAGAUUGCUGCAGAUCCGCAACCAGAAGACAAAGAAAUCUCUCCGGAAUAUGUUGAACCAGCUCCAAAGAAGCAGCGGGCGUGUGACGCAAUUCUAUCCAUGAUUGGAGAGCUGAAGACAUCAUUCAAUGAUGCUUUGAAGACAACUGAGCCAUUACCCAUGCCACAGAUUACUCCUCCUGCUGAUAUCCUUGCCGCACUUGAUAAGAUACCAGAUUUUUCUCAGAGUGACAAGCUGCGAGCAUAUGGUAAGUUGAUCCUUAGUGAACGCUUAUUCCAAGCACUUAUGGAGCUCCCCAUGGCCUUCAGGAAGGAAUGGUUGUUGAUGCUGAAUUAG
Molecule: messenger RNA, 651 nt
Organism: Lolium perenne
Lineage: Eukaryota; Viridiplantae; Streptophyta; Magnoliopsida; Poales; Poaceae
Source: RefSeq, a predicted model, not a curated record